AAAACCCGCCACAGCCCGGCAUAAAUAGAGGCCCUCCGAUCCGUCCACUCCACUCCCUCAUCAACACACCUUGACCACAUCCACAUCCUCAUAUAUCAACAAAGAUCCUCACAGCCUAAACACAACCACCCGUCUGCUACAAUCAAAUACACACUCAAAACACAAUGCCACACCGUCGCCAAGCCCACGGAUCCAGCCGCUCGAACAGCCCGGAGCGGGCACACGGGCCGCGCCGCCAACCGCCAACGAUGCCCAAAGAGUACGGCGCAGCCGCAGGAGCCCCAGCACAGCACUUUCCCAGCAGGAUCCCCCGCCCAGCUACCAAUGGCCAUCACCACACCUACCACCCCUAUACCCACACCCGCACCCACGUCACCUACGCCUCAUCCCACAGCUCCGACGAAGCCCCCUCCGACGACGACAGCCUAGCCGAGUUCGUCCGCGCGGUGCGCGCGGGGAAACACGCGUACACACCGCCGCCGCCCCCUAGGCGCGCGACCCCGAGGCCCGGGAAUCACCAUAGCCCUGGUGGCCCUGGUGGAGACUGCAUACCGCCGGGGGUCCAGCAACGUCCCGCUGCCGCUGUGGGGCACGGGUAUCCGCCUGAUAUGCCGGAGGCGCUUAGGCGCUGGUUGGAGGGAGGGAGGCGGGGUGGGGCGGAUGGCGGGGAUGGGAGAGGUGGGAGGAACGGCGAGGGCGAAACCGCAGAGAGUGAAGAGACCAUGGAUAGUGAGCGUGGCGGUGCUCGUGGUGCUCGCGGUGGUCAUGGGCGUGCUCCGGCGAUGCGGGAUCCGCAGCGGGGAGGGGGCCGGCAUCAGAGAUACUAAAGGGAUACUAGGUAGAUGACUGGUGAAAUGCGGGCUGAUUGAGGGGGGUUUCUUUGAUUUUUUAUACAUACAACCCAUUUGAUGUGAUCGAG
This is a messenger RNA of Tricharina praecox, 919 nucleotides long. RefSeq lists its product as uncharacterized. The transcript has a single exon. Lineage: Eukaryota; Fungi; Ascomycota; Pezizomycetes; Pezizales; Pyronemataceae. The record is from RefSeq and is a predicted model, not a curated record. The coding region runs from base 165 to 827 and encodes 220 amino acids.